GACAGUGCCGCUCGUAGUGCUCCAUCAACGACAAGUUCAGCUUCAACCUCAGCUGGUAAAUUAGCUCUCUAUCCAAGCAAGGUAUCAGCUCGGAGUACUUCAUAUCACAGAUCUACAAUCAAACACGCCAACACUCUCCAACAUCAAACGACAUCCAAAUCCGCCAAUUCGAGGAAAAACGGAACUGAACUUACCGGAAUGGUUCUGGGUAGUUCCAGAUUCUGGAGGGAGUCAUCGUCGAAGUGCUGGGGACCGGGCAGUGAACCGAGGACCGGGUCAGAGCCGUCGCGGCGGAGGGAUUCUGGGUCCGAUCCGGGCGCGAAGGAAGAGCCGUAG
Messenger RNA from Linum tenue, 336 nucleotides. Lineage: Eukaryota; Viridiplantae; Streptophyta; Magnoliopsida; Malpighiales; Linaceae. The record is from the annotation of a GenBank genome assembly.